GAGAGAGAGAGAUGGGGAGAGUGUUUACGGUGAGUCUUGAAGGAAAGAUCUACAGUUGCAAGUACUGUGCUACUCAUCUUGCCCUCAGUGAAGACAUCGUCUCCAAGUCGUUUCAGUGCAGGCAUGGGAAGGCUUAUCUCUUCAAUAAGGUAGUAAAUGUGACUCUUGGUGAAAAGGAAGAGAGGAUGAUGAUGACUGGAUCUCACGUAGUCGCAGAUAUCUUCUGCGUCAAAUGUGGUUCAAAUGUUGGAUGGAAAUACGAAACUGCUAAUGAAAAGAAUCAAAAGUACAAGGAAGGCAAAUCCGUGCUCGAGCGGUUUAAGAUUUCAGGCCCCGACGGAAGUAACUAUUGGGUCAGCCAUGGGGCCCACGUUGGAGGAAGUGAUGCCGAUGAUACUUAGCUUCACUCAUUUCUUAACAUCAUUAUCUAUUGAUUCUCGUCUCCCAUUUAAUUGUACAUUCUUAAUUCUCAUCCUUCUUUCAAAUGCUUCUUCAACUGCUGGAUUCGUGACACUGUUUUUAUUUUAAUGGACGCAUGAUCUACUAUUGAAUCGUUAAUGCAAUAUCAGAAAUUAAAUCUGCUGUAAAUUCUUUGUAAAUGAGUUGGAUUCUAACGAGUUCUAUUCGAGUCGUCAAACACUGAUUGAGCUUACGUGGCUUGCUGUCUUA
Erythranthe guttata (spotted monkey flower) is the source of this 669-nucleotide messenger RNA. Lineage: Eukaryota; Viridiplantae; Streptophyta; Magnoliopsida; Lamiales; Phrymaceae. The record is from RefSeq and is a predicted model, not a curated record.